Cavenderia fasciculata is the source of this 1209-nucleotide messenger RNA. Its product is annotated as homeobox transcription factor. Gene Ontology annotation, molecular function: RNA polymerase II cis-regulatory region sequence-specific DNA binding; DNA-binding transcription factor activity, RNA polymerase II-specific. The transcript has a single exon. The record is from RefSeq and is a predicted model, not a curated record. The coding region runs from base 1 to 1209 and encodes 402 amino acids. NCBI's taxonomy places the organism in Eukaryota, Evosea, Eumycetozoa, Acytosteliales, Cavenderiaceae. Gene Ontology annotation, biological process: regulation of transcription by RNA polymerase II.
AUGUCCUCGCCACACAGCCAUUCGCCACAUCUCCUCUCGCCACAUGGUCACCAUUCUCCACAUCAUCACUCACCACAUCAUCACUCUCCACAUGGCCAUGGUACCAUCCAUUCUCCACAUCAUCAAAUCCAACAACAACAUUAUAAUAAUCUUCGUCAAGCUCAGCAGCAACAGCAACAACAUCAACAACAACAACAACAAAUCCAGCAACAACAACAACAACAUAUGAAUCAUCAUCAUCAUCAUCAUCAUGAUGGAUCAUCAUCACCACCACAUAGUCCAGCUUCAAAUUCUUCAACUCCAACUUUUCCACCUGAACAAGGUCAACCCAUGAUAUCACUAAACUCACCAAGAGAUGAGAAGGAAAAGAAGCGCCGUACCAGACUUAAAAAGGAACAAUCGACUGUUUUAAAGUCAUUUUUCAAUCGUGACUGUUACCCCAACAAAGAGGAAAAAGAGUCGCUGGCCAACCAACUUGGUAUGACCUACACGGCCGUAACAACUUGGUUUUCCAACAAACGCCAGGAAAAUCGUAGAAAAUCAACCGAUGGAACUGGUGGUCGCCGCGUACCAGUCCCCGAACAAUUGUCUCCAUCCUCUCCCAAUGGUCUUCCAUCGUUGAAUACAAGUGGUGGCAAACUCCCAACAAAAUUGGGAGAUGAAAGCACUUCAUUAACACCAAUCAUGAAUAGCAUGAAUGUAAAGAGUAAACAUCAAAAUCACCAUCAUCACCAUAACCAUCAUCAUCAAAAUCAACCUAUAGAAUCAUUACAACUUUCAACUAGUUCACCAGUUUCUCCAAGAGAAGCAAUAACAAAUAAUAAUAAUAAUAUUCCACCAUCUGAUAUUCAUGGACUUUCAAUUCUCUCCCAAGUUGCAAAGGGUGACAUUGAUAGUUUUAAUAGUACUCCAUCAUCAUCACCAAGAAAUCAUGAAUUUAAUCAAAAAAGAAAAGCAACAACCAAUUUAGAAAUCAAACAACACAAUCAAGAUGAUGAUGAAGAAGUUGAUGAAGAUGAUGAAGAUGAAGAAGAAGAGGAAUUAGAAAAUAUUAAUAAUAAUCAUUUAAAACAAUUACAACAACAAGACAAUAAUAACAAUAAUAUUAAUAAUGGAAAACAAAAAUUUAAUUAUCAUCAAAAUACUUUUAGCUUUUUAGAAGAAGAGUUGAAUAGACUUAACAAGAAAUACCCUCAAACAACAAAAUAA